GAGAACGUGAACUACACUGGCCACAUCUUGGACAGCGUCGUCGGGCGGACUAGGACGGAGCCAGCCAGCUGAGCCGCAGAACUCCGCCAGAUGAGACCAAAUAAAGGGCGACGCAAUUCAGGCUUACCGGGGCCACUGGAUGGAACCCCUCCCCCGGGCCCCUAGUUCCAAUCAAUCAGCUGGUCGCCACACACACGUGGUUUCUCGCAAAUGCUGUACAACACAUUCUGCGCACGCUACUAGGAGGACUCUAGAGGUCGGUGGAGGACGCGAAACUCAGAAGCUCAGAAGCUCAGAAACUCAGAAACUCAGACGUUUAAGAGGGGCGAAUGUUCGACGUGCCAAGACCGUCACCCUGUGUGCAGACAACGUCCUUUGGCGUAGGCCAGAAGGCUGCUCAGCACCUCGAACGGACAUGUUUAGUGUCUGAAAAGGAUUUUCUAUUCACCAUGUGGUCGCAGAUCAGGUAGCACAGGGCUGGGAAGCCACCGGGCUCACCUCUCAAAUCCAUCGUUUUCAUCAUUCAUAUCCAUCUGACCCUCUGACCCCCUCCCCCUAGUCGUGCCGCCCUAUUCACCCCCUUGUGUGCGUGUUUGCGUCUUAUGUGUUAAAUGUGGGCCUAAGAAACCAUGGCCAAGUGUCUCUACUUCCGACAAAGCAUGUCUUCGGGAUCCGGUGGGGACGAGGAGCCGCCCGCCAAUGCCAAGAACAAUGAUCCAUCUUCUGCUCAUGCCUCAUCGGUCCCGUCGACGUCGUCGGAGGCCGAUUUGGUCACGCAGGAAGACCUGGAUCGAUUGGGUCUCUCAUCCAACGGCGAGUUCGUGGACUCGUCCAUGGAGCAUCAGCCCGAUCGAGCCAAACAGGCCCAUUGGGGGACCGACCCUCCCCGAGGCAUCAUGCCCCAUCAGUUGUCGGAGAAGAAACACUCGCCAAAUAAUGGUGUCGCGGCUUCAUCGGGCUCGACUUUGAGUGGCGUGUCCAGUUUGCCCAUGAACAUCAAGAGCGAUCCGUUUUUGGAGUUGCCCGGCGGGGAUUGGAACCCGUACGACGAAACGCCCAGCUUGGCCGAGGCUAUCCUGAAUACGGAAUUUUUGAAGAGCAUCGGCAUUCGAGAUGAUCCGGACGGUCAGAGUGGCUCCAAAAUGGACACGAGCACCACCACUACGAACACCAACACCUCCAAUAGUUGCAUCCCCUUUUCAGCCUCCUCCGUGAUGGACUCGUUGAGUUCGCUGAGUAGCGACAAUACCCUCAUGGAAGGUUCCAGUCCCGAGUACAAAGAAGAGACCAGCAAGACGAUCCCCAUCGCGAAAUACAACACCCAUAAUGAUGAGGCAUUCCAAAGUGACGUGAGCUCCAAUUGCAGUUCACUCUCGGAUACCUCAUGUUGGUCCGUGUCCAAUAAUCGCCGGAGUUCGCCCCAACAGACCCAUUUGAUUCAACCCAAGCCGAUUGCGGCUAAAGCCGGAGUGCACCAGCAAUCCAAAAGCAAACCACUCGGGACGUUUUGGUCCCUGACCAAUGGAACAGGUCUGGAUCCCAUUCCGGAGGACUCUAUAACAGAGGCACCCGCCAUUUACUUGCCACUGGUACCUCCGCCUCUGCCCAAACCCGCCACCACUUCGUACAAUAUCAGCUUUCCCACUACUCUGCAACCCCGGCCAGAUCGGUUCGAUUUCUGGCGCAACUCAACCUCUAUUGGAAGUGGACGAUUUAGUGGGGGAUGUCAUUUUUCCACCACCACCGCCUCCAAUGGUCAAAAUUCGGCGUUUUCCUCGCCUGGAGCGGCCUCGCCCACUAUUCCUCAAUCGCCCAUCAGCCACUCGCCUUUUCAUGGUGCACCCAACACGUCCUCUUUGGAUAGUUUGGACCUCCAGCCCAUGAACAUCAUCGAAGACAACGUGUCCUCGUUAUGCAAGGGAGCCAACAGCAAGCACAAGAUGGCCAGUAAACGCACGAGGAAUCCCACACCCACUUCUGUUACAGAAUAAGAAGAAUCGGAUGGAGGCGUGUCAGGUCGAAAAGGCCGUCGCGAUAGUCAAGGGGCCAACAGCGCCGAGAAUAAGAGACGUGACUCCAUUAAAUGUGGUCUGGACGACCUGCAGCGCAUGCUACCUCAUAUUGGCACUCCUGAAGAAGAAAAGAUCAGUCAAGCCAGCGUGUUAUACGAAGCUGGAAAGUAUAUUCAUCAAGUGAAAGGAGACGAUGCAAAGAUUUCAAUCGAGAUCGAGGCUGUGAAGAAAGAAAUUGACGAUCUCAACAAUCAGAUUGAGUCCUUUCAAAAUCAACUCCCAAUCAAUGUCUUUCGAUCAAAUGGUCUCGGCUUCCUCACUCGACGAACUGGAAAACACAUCCAUCAAUUGGAUGAACACCAAUCUCACUCUGCAGCAGCUACGAAAAGAUGCCUAUCGCAAAUUGGCCAAGUUGUGUGCGAAGACGAGCAUCGUGGAAGAGCCGGCCAAACUUCCCGAGGAGGCCAUGGGCUUUGUAUCGCGUGGUGAGCGUGGAUACUCAGCCAAGAAUUGCUUCAGACGCAAAGAAUCGGCCCCAAUCCGUGAAGAGCCCCCAAUACCCUGUGCCAGUAGUGGUGCCAAAUCGGUGGUGAGCUCUUUCAAUCGCCCCGAGCGUCCCGACUGAGCCUGGUGAUAAAGAAUGAGAAUCAAUAUUACCCCCCUCCCCCCUCCCCUAUGCGAAAAUAUCGACUUUGAAUCAAGCUACGUUCUUCUUUCACCUUGUUUAUUCUUGUGUACACACGAAAUAUAUCAACUAUUUAUCCCUAUGAGAACCAUA
Messenger RNA from Tigriopus californicus, 2790 nucleotides. RefSeq names its product ras guanine nucleotide exchange factor M-like. Lineage: Eukaryota; Metazoa; Arthropoda; Copepoda; Harpacticoida; Harpacticidae. The record is from RefSeq and is a predicted model, not a curated record.